Messenger RNA from Solanum stenotomum, 1162 nucleotides. RefSeq lists its product as uncharacterized. The record is from RefSeq and is a predicted model, not a curated record. NCBI's taxonomy places the organism in Eukaryota, Viridiplantae, Streptophyta, Magnoliopsida, Solanales, Solanaceae. The transcript has 8 exons. The coding region runs from base 32 to 1099 and encodes 355 amino acids.
CUGAAAGUUUCAGAGUAUAGAGUUAUCUGGAAUGGAGAUUUGCCGGCUGCCAAGUCAACCGGCCGUUAUUCAUCUCCGGCAGGGUCAAACAGCCGGAAUAUACUCUAUUAAAACGCCACAGUUUCCCCCCUAUAUUAAAUGCAGUCUAGGUGACGAAUCGAGCACUAAAAACCCGGAUUCGAAAAAUCGAAUGUUCAUUCUGGGAAUGGGUUUCGUAGGAAAAUUCUUGGCUGCAGAUUUGAAAAGCAAUGGAUGGGAAGUUACAGGAACUUGUACUAGUACUUCCGGGAAAACGAAAUUAGAGGAAAUGGGGUUCCAUGCUCACAUAUUUGACGCCAAUGAACCACAACAGGAUGUCCUCGAUAUCUUGAAAUUCCACUCACAUCUUCUUAUCUCCGCCCCCCCAGUUUUGGGUGUUGGUGAUCCGAUGCUUCGGCAUAAAGAAUUGCUAAAAGAAAGACUAAAGGAUGGUAACCUCCAGUGGCUUGGUUACUUGUCAUCAACAGGUGUUUAUGGAGACUCUGGUGGUGCAUUGGUUGAUGAAGAGUUUCCACCAAACCCGACAACUGAAUUGGCAAAAGCAAGGAUAGCAGCGGAGGAAGGAUGGUUACAUCUGGCUUGUGAUGGAAGGGUCACUGCCCAAAUAUUUAGAUUGGGUGGCAUAUAUGGUCCUGGUAGAAGUGCUGUUGACACUAUUCUCAAGCAAGAGCCUCUGUCUAAAGGUCAGAAGAUGAGAUUUUCCAGGCAUUAUACAUCCCGUAUUCACGUUGCUGACAUCUGCCAGGCUCUUAAGGCCAGCAUACAGAGGCCAUCUCCUGGGAAGAUAUACAAUGUAGUUGAUGACGAUCCUGCUCCUAGAGAGCAGGUAUUUAAGUUUGCUAGGAACUUGAUUGAGGAGAAAUGGCCGGGUCACAUAAGCCCCAACAACUCUGCUGAAGAGGCAAAGUCUUUAAUUCCGCAGGGCGUUUCAAGGGGAGAGAAGCGAGUCUCCAAUAAACGCAUUAAAACGGAACUAGGAGUGAGGCUGCUUUACCCUACAUAUGAAUCUGGACUGCGGAGCAUUAUUGAACGCAUAGAAAAUCCAUUUCGCGGAAGGUGAUUACAUCCCCGUGUGCAAUUGCUCCAUCUUUAGACUGGAAUGGAAGGUUUCCAGUGUAUGUGG